ACACUGGUAGCCUCGGCUGUAUAUAAAGCUCGCUUCUGUACACUGCCAUGAUCCACAUUGCAUUCGAGCAAAGCAUUGUAUUCAGCCAUCACCUAAUCAUCAUUAGCCAGCAGCUCUUUCUCUGCUGUAUUGAUUGAUACAAGUUACAAGAGAGAUCGAUAGCUAGCUACCUCUUUCUCUGUAUUAUUAAUACGUACGAGUAAUCUUUGAUUUGGUGCGUGACCCAGAUCGACGGAGAUAAUAAUGGCGCCUAACGGGGACGCAGCGGUGGCGGCCGCACCGGCGCCGGCGCCGGCGCCGAAGCCGAAGCCGGCGCGGCGGCAGUCGAAGCCGAGGAGGAUAUCCAUGGAGGGGCUCCAGCGCGCCAUGUCCGACCUGGCCCUGGAGCUGGCCAGGGACAGGAAGGCCGCCGACGCCAAGCCGGCGGCGACGACGCAGCAGCUGCUGCCGGCGAUCACGGAGCAGCACCAGCAGGUGGAGGACGCGCGGUGCGAGUGCUGCGGCAUGCAGGAGGAGUGCACGCCCGAGUACGUGCGCCGCGUCCGGGAGCGCUACUGCGGGCGCUGGGUGUGCGGGCUGUGCGCGGAGGCCGUCAACGGCGAGGCCGACAGCCGCCACGGGGGCCGCACGGAGGAGGCGCUGGCGGCGCACAUGGCCGUGUGCGGCCGCUUCAACCGCGUCGGCCGCGCCAACCCCGUGCUCAUGCAGACGGAGGCCAUGCGGGAGAUCCUGAGGAAGAGGUGCAGGUCCAACAGCCCCAGGGAUCACGCCGGCGCUCUCGCCAGGAGCUCCAGCUGCAUCCCGGCCAUAACCAAGGACUUCAACUGAGCUGCGGCUUCUUCUUCUUGGGGUCCGGCUUCAUCAGCUUCUUCAUCAUUAGCUAGCUAGUAGCUCGGCAUGGAUGGGCUUGUAUCUUUUGUAGUAGCAUGUAUCAACAUGCAUGCUAGCUAAGUUUGUAAUUUCUGGCAUUUUGAUAGGUGGAUUACUGGAUAUCUUUCAGUUCCAUUAGGAGCACAUUUUUUUCGUGGCUUUGUACUACGUUUUGGUUGUACUAUACACACAUAAAUGAUCAAUACUGAUGAAAAAUUGUGAAUA
This is a messenger RNA of Panicum virgatum (switchgrass), 1095 nucleotides long. RefSeq lists its product as uncharacterized. The record is from RefSeq and is a predicted model, not a curated record. Bases 244 to 828 code for a protein of 194 amino acids. The transcript has a single exon. NCBI's taxonomy places the organism in Eukaryota, Viridiplantae, Streptophyta, Magnoliopsida, Poales, Poaceae.